Messenger RNA from Epinephelus moara (kelp grouper), 839 nucleotides. RefSeq names its product guanine nucleotide binding protein (G protein), gamma 8 (gene gng8). The record is from RefSeq and is a predicted model, not a curated record. Bases 192 to 404 code for a protein of 70 amino acids. Lineage: Eukaryota; Metazoa; Chordata; Actinopteri; Perciformes; Serranidae. Gene Ontology annotation, biological process: G protein-coupled receptor signaling pathway. Gene Ontology annotation, cellular component: heterotrimeric G-protein complex. Gene Ontology annotation, molecular function: G-protein beta-subunit binding. The transcript is spliced from 3 exons.
AGAACCACAGCUAGUUACUGAAGGAGGGAACCUACUGAAGCCUCCCUCCUCAUCUUUGUCGUUAAUCUCACUUCAUUUGUACUGUAAGUUGGUGUGGAGGACCCCGUUGAAGACAAGCGGACUUUCCUUCCAGGAGCCCGGCAGUUGCUGUUGGUGUUGUGGUUGGUUGACUUUGGUGGGAAGGGGACACGAUGUCUAACAACAUGGCGAAGAUCGCAGAUGCUCGGAAGACGGUAGAACAACUGAAACUGGAGGUCAACAUAGAGAGGAUGAUGAUAUCCAAAGCAGCAGCUGACCUGAUGGCUUACUGUGAAGCUCACGCCAAAGAGGACCCCCUGGUGACACCAGUGCCUUCCUCAGAGAACCCGUUUCGAGAGAAGAAACUAUUUUGUGUAAUUCUGUAACAGCCUACACAUCUACACUUCCAGCUUUUUAAUUUGUGAAUUAAAUUUCAGCUUACAUAACAAACACAGUGAGGAAUUCAGUUUUGUAAUUGAGGUGACCAACUUUACCUGAGGAAUGACGAUCAUGUGAACGUGAUAAUGAUGGCAAUAAAGAUUUAUUGAAAGCGGGUGCAAAGUUCAUUGAAACCGGAAGGCCCUGCAGCUGCCUCUCCUUCUGCACACAGAUUGUAUCUGAGCUUAUAUAUUAACUAAAUUGUAUGACUAACUUCUCAUUUUGGCAUCACUGUUUUAGACUAAUUUAAGGUAAUAAAAGCAAAAAAUAAAUGACAGAUUUGUUGUUCACAGUUUGCUGUGCUUCUAAGUAUGUUUGCUCUACAUUAUGAAAUAUGAUAUUAAUAUUAUAAUAUUAACACGUCAACGGUAUGUGUAUCUAAU